AUGAUUUCAAACAUCCAGAUUAAUGUAAAAAAACCUAACGGAAAACCAGCACCAGCAGAAAUUAUUGAAAUUUGUUAUGAAGCUUAUCAACGGUUUGAUAUGUCAGCACCUAAACGUUGCAAGAAUUUUACUUCAGAACUUGAUGGAUCAGUACAAUUUGUUAUACCUGCUCAACCAAAUUUCAUUCAAGGGAUUUAUGUAGAGGCUGUGGCUACCAAGUACCCUAAUGUUGAUUCAAGAGGAAAAAGAGUUCUUUAUCAACCUAUGGAAUCCUUGUACUUGACACCAUGGUACUCUCCCAGUGGCAGCUUUUUGGAGAUUCUUCCUAUUCACAGGAUUUCAGAAUGCCAAGAUAAACUUAAGCUUGAUGUGAUUUACACAACAGAUACUAUUGAACAAGCUCCUGUUAUGUUUGUUCAGAUGAUAAGAAGAGGAAUUCCAAUGAAACCUGUUAAAGUAGAUCAACUUCACAUCCAACAGUUGAAUCAGAAUAGUAAAAUGCUAAAAAACAUUAUUAUGGAUGAACAAAUAACGCUAAGUGACAGCUUAGCCAAAAAUAUUUCCACCAAAAUUCCAACCUUGCCAUAUAUUGCACAUACUUCAAUAGAACUUGAGAUAAAUGGACAGCUCACUCCUAUAAGCAGGAUAGUUGUAUUCUUUGUUAGAAAUGAUCGUGAGGUGGUUGCUGACUCUACAUAUUUCUUUACUGAAUGUCUUACAAACAAGGUUAAACUCUCCAUUCAGAAAAAUAAACAUAUAGGUGCAAAGUUUAGUUUUGAUUUAGAAGCUGAUCAGAAUUCCCUGUGUAAUGUCCAUGUUUUGGAUAAGGCAUCCAAAAAGGAUUCAUCAACAUUAACUAAAGAAAAGCUGUUUGAUGUUCUUCGAUAUCAAGACAUUGGACGUUACAAUUAUCCCUUCCAAAAUGGACAUUGUAAGACAACAACUGGUGAUUCAGCUCCAACAAGUGGGGAUAUGUUGACAAGAUCUCAUCGAUCCUCUUUGUAUGCUGAUUCCCUUGUGGCCUUUGAUGAUGCUGGUUUUUUGGUGAUGGCAGAUCUAACUUUGGAAACUAAACCCUGUAUUAGUUCCAAUAAAUUUUCAUAUCUCAUAGGUAAAAGAAAUAGCUAUUACAAUGGUCAUAAGUCAGCUAUGGAAAGCCUAAAUACACGUUUUUUCAAAACUCUUUUAUGGGAUUUGGUACAAGUAAAUGGGAAAACUGAAAUUCAACACAAUGUUCCUAAAGAAACAACUAAGUGGAGUGCAAAUGCUAUCUGUUUGAGUGAUAUCUCUGGCAUUGGAAUCAGUGAAUUAGUCAGUGCUGAAGUUCAUAAACCAUUUUAUCUGGGCCUUACUACUCCAUACUCCAUAGUUAGUGGUGAAAGUGUAGAGCUGAAAUCUUUCGUGUACAAUUACUUGCCUGAUUGCCUUCCUUUAACAUUGGCAUUGACAUCAGAAUAUUCUGAGCAGUUGAAGGCACAAGGCAAAACUACACAGUCUAUUUGUGUUUGUGGUAAUGAAAGUAAGACAGUCAACUUCAAAGUCAAAGGCCAAACCCCAGGAAAAGCCAUUGUAUCUGUGAAAGCAUCAUCUAACAAAGAUAAAAGUCAGUGUGACAAAACACCAGUGUCUGACAAACAUUUUGAAGACAUAGUUUCAAGGAAUAUUCAAAUUGAAACUAAUGUCGAAUCUUUUGCCAUUGAUAAACCUGUACCUAGCUUCAAUGUUAAAAUUUCUGGUGUUGACACUGGUUUAGGGCAAUGUGAAAAACGUCAUUUGAAACUGUGUUUAAGAUAA
Molecule: messenger RNA, 1794 nt
Organism: Limulus polyphemus (Atlantic horseshoe crab)
Lineage: Eukaryota; Metazoa; Arthropoda; Merostomata; Xiphosura; Limulidae
Product: ovostatin-like
Exons: 12
Coding region: 1-1794 (597 amino acids)
Molecular function (GO): endopeptidase inhibitor activity
Source: RefSeq, a predicted model, not a curated record